Messenger RNA from Hemisphaericaspora subhashii, 1737 nucleotides. It is a transcript of the gene RCK2, whose product is annotated as serine/threonine protein kinase. NCBI's taxonomy places the organism in Eukaryota, Fungi, Ascomycota, Pichiomycetes, Serinales, Debaryomycetaceae. Gene Ontology annotation, molecular function: protein kinase activity; ATP binding. The transcript has a single exon. Bases 1 to 1737 code for a protein of 578 amino acids. Gene Ontology annotation, biological process: protein phosphorylation. The record is from RefSeq and is a predicted model, not a curated record.
AUGUUUGAAAACCUUAAAGCAUUUAUAAGGCAUGGUAAGCAAGCCAAUGAACUAAAGAAGAAACAACAACAGAAACAACAACAAUAUCAAUUGGAGAUACAAAAUUCUGAUUCCCUGCAAACACCAACUACUUAUACCAAUACCAACGACAACAAUAACCCAUACCAAACAAAUUACACUCAUCAAGGUGGUGCCACAGAUGACACAUUUGGUACAUCUGCUACUUUAAAUGAUGCUAUUAUGAGUUAUGAAGGAGAUCAACCAAAACAACAGGAACAACAAAACUAUAGUGUUGUUGCCACCCAAUUAGUAGAAGAAGAACGUUUAGAACGACAACAGACUUCAAGAAACUUCCCUGAUUUAGAUCGUUAUGAAAUAUUAGGACAAAUGGGUGAAGGUGCCUUUUCAGUAGUUUAUAAAGCACGAGAAAUUAGUACUGAGAAAGAAGUUGCCAUUAAAGUACUACGUAAAUUUCAAAUGGAUGAAAAACAAAAGCAUGCAGUAUUGAAAGAAGUUACAAUAAUGAGACAAUUAAAUCAUCCAAAUAUUGUAAAAUUUAUUGAAUUUAUUGAUUCUUCAGUUUAUUAUUAUAUUGUCCAAGAAUUAGCUCCUGGUGGUGAAAUAUUUACUGCCGUGGUUAAAUAUACUUAUUUUUCAGAAGAUUUAGCUCGUUGGGUAAUUGUUCAAGUUGCUCAUGCUAUUAAAUAUUUACAUGAACAAGUUGGUAUCGUUCAUCGAGAUAUUAAACCGGAAAAUCUUUUAUUUUUCCCCAUUGAUCAUUAUCCAAGUUCCAAUCCGCGUGCUAAAUUACGUAAAUCAGAUGAUCCAAAUACCAAGAAAGAUGAAGGAGAAUUCUUACCUGGUGUAGGAGGUGGUGGUAUUGGAAUUGUUAAAUUGGCUGAUUUUGGAUUAUCAAAACAAAUAUGGGAACAUAAUACCAAAACCCCUUGUGGUACAGUUGGUUAUACCGCCCCGGAAAUUGUAAGAGAUGAAAGAUAUUCGCGGGAAGUUGACAUGUGGGCAAUUGGAUGUGUAUUAUAUACUUUAUUAUGUGGAUUCCCUCCAUUUUAUGAUGAACGAAUUGAAACAUUGACUGAAAAAGUCGCCAGGGGUGAAUAUACAUUUUUACAACCUUGGUGGGAUGAAAUUAGUUAUGAUGCUAAAAAAUGUGUAAGUAAAUUAUUAACAGUAGAUCCGAGAAAAAGAUAUACAAUUCUGGAAUUCUUACAAGAUCCAUGGAUAAAGAAAGGUUCAAACAAAUAUCCAACAGUUCCAAGUCCAAUCAAUGAAUCAAUUCCUGCUGCAGCAGCUGCGACUGUUAAUGCCAAACAUCCAAUUCAAUCAGUUAAUAAAUAUUCCAAGAAAUUUCAAAAUAAUUUCGACCCUGAAUUAUAUUCACCAGCAGCAGUGGCACUUCGGGACGCUUUUGAUAUUUCAACAGCCGUACAUCGUAUGAAUGAAGAAGCAGCACUUUCGGCCAACAUUCCACCUCCAAUGCAAGAUCUUGUUGAAGAGGAAGAACUGGAAGAUGAAGAAGAACAAGAGAAUUUAGUCAUGUAUGAAAAACGUCAAACUGAGAAACAAAAGUAUGUGAAACAAGUUGAUAAUAGAAGAAUUCAUCAUCAACAAUAUAAAGCUCAUAUUAGUCCACAACAGAAGGUAUUUGAUUUAAAUCUUGGUGGGGCGUCGAUUUUGGAAAGAAGGAAACUUAAACAAGUUUCUAUUCCGAUCAGCUAG